AUGCCUUCAGAUGUAAUUAAAACAAAUGAAGAUUGGAUUACAAAAAGACUGUUGAUUCUUUUGGGAAAAAGGAAUUUUUGGUGCCUAGUAUGUAACGAAAAGAUUUCUCAUAAUGAAGCGACGCGCCACUAUGAUAACUGUCAUAAAGACAUGAGAGACAAGAUUCGUGAAAUUGUGGCGAGAGCUUACUUACUCAAUCCCAGAAUAACAACCAAAAAGGAAGAACCUCAAAUAAUCGAAGAGGAUAAGAGUAGCAUCAAAGAUGAUGCUAUUAAAUUCAGAGAGUACACGGUCACUAAAAUGAGCAUAGCACAUAUAAGUCACACAAAAAUUACAACAAUUCUUGACAUUUGUGAUACUUAUUUUAAACUCGCAAGAAAGUGGGGGCAACGUUUAGAUCCCAUCUUCACAUGA
Molecule: messenger RNA, 414 nt
Organism: Entamoeba invadens IP1
Lineage: Eukaryota; Evosea; Mastigamoebida; Endamoebidae
Exons: 1
Coding region: 1-414 (137 amino acids)
Source: RefSeq, a predicted model, not a curated record